ACAUCAUUUUUAGUACUGCUUAUCUAACACAGCAAGUUUACAGCGAAAACAAGUGAUAAUUGACACAGAUAAACUAUGAAAUCUCAGUUACAGUUUACAAAAACCUACACUAGAAGUGCAGAAUCUGUCCACGUGCAUAAAUACAUGUUCUGAGAAAUUUUGUAGAAAUUAUUGUCUAGAAAUGUUGAUUCGAGACUAUGGAGUCGGUGGAAAUUCUUCGAGUUAUUUUUCCAUUCUGAAAAAUUUUCCUUUAUUACGAUAGAUUCUGUAUCUCUAAACCACACCUUAAAACUUCAAAUCUCUUUCGAAAUAGGCGAAAAACAAAGUCAUCUAUUAGGCGUUGACAACCAGUUUUUAGCACUACGGUAUACCAGUUAAAUAAUGAACCUUCAAAAUUCUUAUUUUUUAGAUUCAGACAGGAGUGUCUCAAGAUCGCUAAGAUUGGAGUGGAGCGAUCGAUGACUCAAGAGAUCGAUUGGAAAAUUUUUGCUACAGUUGACCGAAUUUGGGAAUGGGGAGGAUGAACUUUUUUUUUAGGAACUAGUGAGCAUAGAUGCUGGAAAAAAAACGAAAAUUUUUCAAGAUUCAGAAGGAGGUAACUCCCGUCGCUCGAGACAUCUCUGGAUUUUAGAUAUUAAAAAAGAAAUCUUAUUAUUAAUUAAAUUUGCUAUCUAUAAAACUUAAACAUAUUAAUAUUUUUCAUAUCUCAAUUCCAAAUUGAAACUAGCAAAUGCUUUUAUGAUUUAACUAAUUUUUCAGAUAAACAAUAUAUAGAUUGAACUUCACUAUAAUAGCCUUCGUCUUUUCCCAACUAUAUCAUUAUUCCAAUAGAAAUUUUAUAUGAUUAUAUACACUUUAUACAAAUAUAGACGAAUCUCUCUUAAUAUAAGUAACUAUCUUAGUAAAAUAUACUUCUCAUAAAGACAUUAAAAGUAGUCUAUUGAAUGAAGAAAACAAAAAAUUUUCUCAAUAUUAUAGAUCGCUCGACCACCAUUUGUACGACAACUUUUUCGACCAACAACUAUUCGACCUGUUCCACCAAAAUUAGUGACACUUGAAAAUUCAGUAAAUCAAAUUGAUCCAAUUACUACUCAAAGAAAAACACCUAUCAGAAUAUCACCGUCAAUUGAAUCAUUAUCAUCAUCAUCGUCAUCAUCUCUUCCAACAUUAUCAACAAUUAAUUCUAAUCAUGAAGAAAUUCAAGAAAAAAAAUCAUGUUGUGAUUGUUUUCCAUGUUGUCCACAACGAACAAUAAAAUCUUCAAAAAUGAAUAACUAUUCAAAUUUUAAAUUCAAUCCUCGAACAAUUUAUAUAAUUAUUAUUCUUCUUUUUAUCUUUUUUCUUAUUGUCAUUAUUCUUCUUAUUGUCUUGAUUGUUGUUGUUCCUCGUUAG
Molecule: messenger RNA, 1392 nt
Organism: Rotaria sordida
Lineage: Eukaryota; Metazoa; Rotifera; Eurotatoria; Philodinida; Philodinidae
Source: the annotation of a GenBank genome assembly